Molecule: messenger RNA, 817 nt
Organism: Drosophila innubila
Lineage: Eukaryota; Metazoa; Arthropoda; Insecta; Diptera; Drosophilidae
Exons: 1
Coding region: 156-566 (136 amino acids)
Source: RefSeq, a predicted model, not a curated record
GGGCUCAUAUAGUCACGUAGUUCUACAAGAUAGAAGCGCACAGUUGGCUUUGAGGCUUCAGAACGUUCAAACUGGUUCUUAGCUGUAAAAUAAAUUUAAAAAGUUUUGCGAUCAAUUAAAAGAAAAUUUAAAUUAAAAAAAAAAAAUUAAAAGUGAUGGAUUAUUUAUGCUUUAAGCUGUUGCUCCUCAGUGGAAUAUGCCUAACUUUGGUACAACUGCAAUUUGCGGGAUUCCCCGAGCAGUUUGAGGACAAUGAUCUGUUCGAGCACGAGGAGGAUGACUUGGAUUUAACACAUGUUAACUGGAAAAUGAUGAUUCCAUUUUUGCUGCAGCGACAACAGCUUCGUUUGUGUUUGUCCAUUUAUCAACACGAUCAUACGUUGUUGGAGCAAACGCCAUGUGAAAAGCUGAUGAACAGUGGAAUCAUGGCAUACUGUGAUAUUGGGCAUGUAGAGGAUCUGAGCAUGACCAUGCGAGAUGCAUUUGGUAGCAUGCUGUUUGAUACGUUGCAGAAAUGCCGUCCUGGCUCGGAAAUCUUUGGAGUGCGUUGCAGACGACGUGCCUGAGAGAUUAAGGACUGAAAUGGAGCUUGAGUGAAUUGCUAAUUCAGUAUUCUUAGUCUUCAUCAUCAACACUGGAUGUCGUUGUUGCUGCUGUUGCUGCUGCUGCCGUCUCUGUUUGUGUCCCUUGUCAUUUCAAUGUGUCAAUAAAAAUGCGAUGUGGGUGAAGGCCUCGCCUGGCCAGGCCGGAGUAUGAGCAUGAGGAGGCAGGCAGGCGCAGGCAGGCACACCAGAGUCCUUGCUUAGAGGCAUCAUGA